This is a messenger RNA of Mollisia scopiformis, 626 nucleotides long. RefSeq names its product cytochrome b5. Gene Ontology annotation, molecular function: heme binding. Gene Ontology annotation, cellular component: membrane; intracellular membrane-bounded organelle. The record is from RefSeq and is a predicted model, not a curated record. NCBI's taxonomy places the organism in Eukaryota, Fungi, Ascomycota, Leotiomycetes, Helotiales, Mollisiaceae. The transcript is spliced from 2 exons. Bases 222 to 476 code for a protein of 84 amino acids.
AUGAAAUGUAAUCCGCAUCCACCUCACCUUUCUUGCUUCACCUCACAUCCCCACUGUCAUUCUCUCACUCCUCGAUCCUCUUCCAACAAACAAUCUGCCAAUUCCUCUAGACGCUCAAUUCUCUUAGACGUCCGAUUCCCUUUGUUUAACUCCGCGAACGAACCCCGCCACCUACACGACGAUUCACGACCACAAUAGAGAAAGAAGUACGGUAGAGCAAGAUGUCGAAACAAUUCUCCACCGCAGACGUAGCGUCGCACAAGGAUGCCGAGAGCGGGAUGUAUAUUAUUAUCGAUGAGAAUGUUUAUGAUGUUACUGGAUUCGUAGACGAACAUCCCGGCGGCGCAAAGAUCCUCAAACGCGUAGCGGGCAAGGACGCCACGAAGCAAUUUUGGAAAUACCAUAAUGAGAGUGUGUUGAAGAAGUAUAGUCCGAAAUUGAAGAUUGGGAGUGUGGGGGAGAAGGCUAAGUUGUAGGUUUGCUUUGAUGGUUCGGUGGGUGAGGGGAUAGGAUAGAUGGUGGGAGAAGGUAGAUGGAGGGGUGGCGUUGUGGGGAUUUUGUAUUGAGCUGUGAAUAUGCAUACAGGACAGAGAUACAGAAUAGAAGAACGUCUGCGCAAAAUUACU